This is a messenger RNA of Histoplasma capsulatum G186AR, 912 nucleotides long. Its product is annotated as peptidyl-prolyl cis-trans isomerase-like protein 3. Gene Ontology annotation, molecular function: peptidyl-prolyl cis-trans isomerase activity. Gene Ontology annotation, cellular component: catalytic step 2 spliceosome. NCBI's taxonomy places the organism in Eukaryota, Fungi, Ascomycota, Eurotiomycetes, Onygenales, Ajellomycetaceae. Gene Ontology annotation, biological process: protein peptidyl-prolyl isomerization; protein folding. The coding region runs from base 1 to 630 and encodes 209 amino acids. The record is from RefSeq and is a predicted model, not a curated record. The transcript has 3 exons.
AUGUCUGUGACGCUCCAUACCACCCAUGGCGAUCUCAAAGUAGAAGUGUUCCAUGAAGCAACACCAAAGACUGCAGAGAACUUCCUCGCUCUGUGCGCCUCAGGCGCCUACAACAACACCCCCUUCCACCGCUUGAUCCCCUCCUUCAUGAUCCAAGGCGGCGAUAUCUCGCUCUCUAAGAGCAGAAACCCUUCCGCCCUUCCCUUCGACAUCCCCAAAGGCGGCACAUCCAUCUACCACCCGACCCCGCUCGCCCAUGAAAUCCGCCUCCCGACCAUCCGCCACAACACCCGCGGCAUCCUCAGCAUGGCGAGCAAGUCGGUGAAAUCGCAAUCCGCGUCUGGCGCCACGGAGACCACGGAGGUUAAUGGGAGCCAGUUUUUCAUCACGUUUGCGCCUGCGCCGCAUUUGGAUGGGAAGAGUACGGUUUUCGGCAAGGUGUUGGCCGCGGGUGAGGGGGAACCGGGCGGUGCGGUGCUGGAGAGGCUGGAGAAGGCGAAGGUGAAGAUUGAUAAGAAAGGGAGGGUUGUGCAGCCGUCGUCGAUGGGAGAGGAGGAGGUGAAGGAGCAGGCGUGGGAAGCUGUGGGGAUUGAGAGGGUGACUAUUCACGCGAAUCCGUUUGCGGUGUGAUGAUGAAUUGAAUCUGGUUUAUUUUUGCAACCCUUCUUUGAGGGCGGUGGAUUUGAUACACUAUGCCUGGAUCGGAAGUACCACUUCAACUUAAACGUUGCAUUCACACGGCGAUACAUAACCCACGAUCGAGACUAUCAGCCCUGUUCCCAUUCUCAGGAAAAUCCCCUCCCUAUGAAUGAGUACACUAGGGAUGAAUUUGCCUGAUCGAGAGCAGCUGUUUAAUUCCUUGUAUUAAUAUACCGAAUUUAUGACGGCUUGAUCUCCUCGGAUGAGGAAGGG